Hibiscus syriacus is the source of this 844-nucleotide messenger RNA. Its product is annotated as VQ motif-containing protein 9-like. The record is from RefSeq and is a predicted model, not a curated record. Lineage: Eukaryota; Viridiplantae; Streptophyta; Magnoliopsida; Malvales; Malvaceae. The transcript has a single exon. The coding region runs from base 215 to 757 and encodes 180 amino acids.
UUUCUCUUAUCAUCAGCCCAGCCCCUGCGGAUUCAUCUCACCGUUGUUUGCUUUUAGUUCCUUCAUUUAUUUCUUGACCCCAUUACUCGUAUCUUUUUCCUAUAUAUCCGUGUCUCCACGUUCUAACAUUUCAGCUCAUCAGCUUUAUUCAAAAAGCUCUGCAAUUUGCACGCAGGCAGGAGACCAUAGUUUUUUCUAUUAAGAACCUAUCGCUAUGGAAGCUUACUCUUCUUCUUCUUCUACUGCUGCUUCUGCUUCUGCUUCGGGUUGGGAAGAAUCAAGAGGGUUGAAGGCACCACAGGCUGGAUCACUCCAUUCCGUGCGUAAGCCAUUGUCAAAGCCCUGGAAGAAGCCAAUUGCACCAUUUCCUCCAACUCCACCUAAGGUCUACACGGUCGACCCUUUAAACUUCCGGGACUUGGUUCAAAAGCUAACCGGUUCACCUGAGUUCAUGUCCCCAUCUCAUAUCUCCACGUCCACAACUCACUUUGAGGUGCCUCAUCAUCAGCGUCUCCAAAGAGUGGCACCUCCCCCUCUUCACGUUUCAGCACCUCCACUGUCCAGAGCUGAAGUUUCUGCACCAUUGAAUAUGUUCUCGGGAUUAGAUCACAGCAACCACAAUUACUCUAAUACUUCGAAGGACACCUUUACAUCAAAUUCACUCGGAGUGAACUUGUCGCCAUCUUAUAAUUGGUGCACUUUCCCCAUUCUCAGUCCCGGUACACUGGCCAGCUUGGAACAAAGCACUGUUCCUUAGAUUACAUACAUGAAGCUAGCUAGCAUCAACACUUGAUUGCUUUAUUAUAUGUAUAAGCUGAUAGUUUAAAUCAUGCUUAAAGAGUGU